AGGCCACGCCCCGAAACAUCCCCGCCCCCGGCUCGCCCUGCCUCCCUGGAGCUUUCCCGGCCCGCGCGCGCGGCCAGUGCAGACCUCACGGCUCGACAGGCGGCGCGGGUGGCGGUAAAAUGUCGGCUCCAGGACCUUACCAGGCGGCUGCAGGCCCCUCUGCAAUUCCCACCGCACCCCCAACUUAUGAAGAGACAGUGGGUGUCAACAGUUACUACCCAGCGCCCCCAGCACCUGUGCCAGGGCCAGCCACAGGACUCAUUACAGGCCCGGAUGGGAAGGGCAUGAAUCCUCCUUCGUACUAUACACAGCCCGUGCCUGUUCCCAACGCCAACGCAAUCGCCGUGCAGACAGUGUAUGUGCAGCAGCCUGUCUCCUUUUAUGACCGCCCUGUCCAGAUGUGCUGUCCAUCCUGCAGCAAGAUGAUCGUGACCCAGCUGUCUUACAACGCCGGCGCCCUCACCUGGCUGUCCUGUGGCAGUCUGUGUCUGCUGGGGUGUAUCGCUGGCUGCUGCUUCAUCCCAUUCUGCGUAGACGCCCUGCAAGAUGUGGAUCAUUACUGCCCCAACUGCAAAGCGCUCCUGGGCACCUACAAGCGCUUGUAGGACUUGGCCAGGCAGUCAUAGGGGAUAUGGUAGAUGCAUGCUACCGGAAAUCACCUGACCCUUGCCCAGCCCACCCAGAAGAGGCACCUACCUUGAUUUCAUCUCUUCAUGGGCUCCAUCUUCGUGUCUUUUGGGGGAGGGGGUGUCAAAAAAGUAACAAGCCUCCAAACCCCAGAAGUUGCUGCUUGGAGUCAUGCCCUGCACAUGCAAAGACUGGACCUUGAGUGCUUCAAGGGCUUACUGCCUGCCCAAGUUGCCCCCACUAACUGUGACUGUUACCCCUUUACCUCUCCACUGAUCUGCCGUUGGCUGGCUCCUCUUCGUCCUCAGUGGGCCUUCCUGGUGGCAGUCUGAAACCCAGAAGCCAGUUUGCCUUAUUUUCCACUGUUAUACCUGAUCUCUUCUGUCUCUCCCCAUCCCUGAUGGCAGAGACCUUGCCUUAGAGACUGUGGUUCUGGAACUGCAGACUUCUCUGGCUCUCAGAAUCACUUUAAUCCCAUUGGUUUCUGUUUUGUUUUCCAAGUACACAGAAAGGCUGCCAACACCCACCAGAUGUAUACGGAGAAGGGAGAAGGUUACAAGUACAAAAUAAAAAGAACAGUUGGGCUGGGUUUAGUCACAGCCCCUCCUGCUCAGCCCCUCUCCUGGGGUAGGGGUGGAGGCUUCUUCUUCCUCACUGUCCUGUGAGUUCCUGUUGUUCUUAAACACAUGUGGAAGUUACUUGGCAGGGAGACAUUUCUAGAAUAAUUUUUAUGAUCAUAAUACAGCCUUCAUUUCUCCAUUUGCUGGUGUGUUUUUAGUUGGUUUUGGUUUAGUUUUGAUAUACAGUCUGGCUUUGUGGCCCAGCCCAGCCUUGGAUGCCUCAGUUCAAGUGGGUCCUUCAGUCUUCGUCUCUUAAAUACCCAGAGCUCUAGACAUGUGCUACUGCCCCUCCUGGGGUUUUGUUUUGCUUUUCAGCAAAUAGGUAAUAUCAUCUACUGCCAAAUGGGUUUGAUGUGGUUUUGAAAACCUUGUCUGUGUGGGGCUUCUUUAGGGGAAUAAGGGAACCCGUAUUUGAGCCCAUGCUAGGAUGCUGGGAGUUGGGCCACUGGAACACCCUCAAGAGAACCUGAAGUGUGAUUUUAUUUUUAGAGAUGAGCUGGUGUGGCCCCAGCAUGGCCUUCAGUUCCAAAGGACCAGAUGGGAGGAUGCAAAAGGCAGGUCGGGACUCCUUCCAGGGUGACCACUCUGUCAUAUUUAACAUGACACAGCCCAGCCAGCUUUACAGGAGGCCAGCUGUCUCCAUCUGAAACCCACAUAGGAACUGUUGCAAACAAUAAUGUGUGAAGUCAGCCUGCUCCUGGACUACAUAUUGGUUAAGAUACAGUUCUAACCAUUGUCUGAGCUGUUCAUGCAAUGAUCCAGAAACACUGGCCAUCACUUUUGCAGUGAAUUAUGGGUACCAUAUACGACUUUGAUGUUACCUGCUUUUAAACAAAUAAAAUCUUUGGUCACUUGG
Mesocricetus auratus (golden hamster) is the source of this 2103-nucleotide messenger RNA. It is a transcript of the gene Litaf, whose product is annotated as lipopolysaccharide induced TNF factor. Gene Ontology annotation, biological process: regulation of cytokine production. The transcript has 4 exons. The record is from RefSeq and is a predicted model, not a curated record. The coding region runs from base 120 to 605 and encodes 161 amino acids. Lineage: Eukaryota; Metazoa; Chordata; Mammalia; Rodentia; Cricetidae. Gene Ontology annotation, molecular function: zinc ion binding.